Messenger RNA from Symbiodinium pilosum, 171 nucleotides. Lineage: Eukaryota; Dinophyceae; Suessiales; Symbiodiniaceae. The record is from the annotation of a GenBank genome assembly.
GCUCUCUGCAUUGAGUCCAACAGCGCCGGCAACACCGCAUUGCAUUUCGCUGCAGCAGGAGGUCACACAGUGUGUGUUCAAGCGCUCCUUACGCAUGCUGGGCCUCCUAUUGAGCUGCCGGACCGCGCGCUCUUGCUGCUAACAGCCGUGAACAGAUUUGAUCGGCAGACG